CCGAGGUUGCGGCUCGUCGUUUCUACUUCGAUCGGUCGCUGAUAGCAGCACUGGUCGACCGUUGGAGGCCGGAGACACAUACGUUCCACCUACCGUGCGGAGAGAUGACCCCGACCCUGCAGGACGUCUCCUACCUCUUAGGCCUUCCUUGCGCGGGAGCUGCGGUUGGGGUGAUCGAUAUGCAGGCUGACUGGAUGAACGACAUGCAUCAGCGAUUUGGGCCGGUGGAGCGAAAGGCGGAUGCACCCCCGUACGUGCCUGAGUUCUUAGCCGAUGCACGAGGGCCAACGAAGAAGUGGAUCCUACAGUUCCAGCCGACGUACAUCCACCCACAAGCCAACGCAUACGCGGUCUCGAGACAUUUGGAGGCCUACCUCCUUUGGUUGUUUGGGUGGGUGAUGUUCACUAGUGGCCAAGGCCACCUGGUUACGAGGACCCUUGUGCCGUACGCCCGGUCGAUAGCGGACGCGCAUGCAGAGGAUGUACCGCAGUUCAGCUGGGCAUUAGCUGUUCUUGCUGCGACGUAUCGGGCGCUCUGCGACGCAUGCAUGAAGAAGGAGGCGCUAGCCACUUUUGCCGGGUGUCCACUUCUUCUUCAGCUAUGGUCGUACGAGCAUUUCGCCAUAGGUAGGCCGGUGGUGGAUCGCUCCCCGUACCCAGAGGAGUGGUACGGUCACAGGCCCAUCAGAAGUCACAAGCCCAAGUCAAAACCCUCUCAUCUUGGUCAACGAGCUGGUUCCCCUCCUUCCCCAAAACCCUAG
Molecule: messenger RNA, 761 nt
Organism: Phragmites australis (common reed)
Lineage: Eukaryota; Viridiplantae; Streptophyta; Magnoliopsida; Poales; Poaceae
Product: protein MAIN-LIKE 2-like
Exons: 3
Coding region: 105-761 (218 amino acids)
Biological process (GO): meristem maintenance; meristem development
Source: RefSeq, a predicted model, not a curated record